AUGCUGGCGCUGCUGGCCGCCGGCUUGGCGCUCGCCGUAGUUGCCGGGGCCCAGGACAGCCCGGUGCCCAGCAGCCACUUAGUGUGCACCGCUCUGCCCCCGGAGGCAGUUCGCACUGGCUGCCCGCUGCCCGCGAUGCCCAUGCAGGGCGGCGCGGUGAGCCCCGAGGAGGAGCUGCGGGCCGCGGUGCUGCAGCUGCGGGAGACCGUCGUGCAGCAGAAGGAGACUCUAGGCUCGCAGCGCGAGGCCAUCCGCGAACUCACGGGCAAGCUGGCUCACUGCGAGGGGCUAGCUAGCGGCAAGGCGCGGGGCUCGGGGGCCACGGGCAAGAACACUAUGGGCGACCUGCCGCGGCACUCCGGCCACGUCGUGGACCAGCUUAGCCGUUCGCUGCAGACUCUUAAGGACCGCCUGGAGAGCCUCGAGCACCAGCUCCACGGGAACUUGUCAAAUGCAGGGCUGCCAAGUGAUUUCCGGGAGGUGCUUCAGCGGCGGCUUGGGGAGCUGGAGAGGCAGCUGCUGCGCAAGGUGGCAGAGCUGGAGGAUGAGAAGUCCCUGCUCCACAACGAGACCUCUGCUUACCGGCAGAAGACUGAGAGCACCCUGAAUGCGCUGCUGCAGAGGGUGACGGAGCUGGAGCGUGGGAAUAGCGCCUUUAAAUCGCCAGAUGCCUUCAAAGUGUCCCUCCCGCUCCGCACAAAUUACCUGUAUGGCAAAAUCAAGAAGACACUGCCCGAGCUGUACGCCUUCACCAUCUGCCUGUGGCUGCGGUCUGGCGCCUCGCCUGGCAUUGGCACCCCAUUCUCAUAUGCGGUGCCGGGGCAGACCAACGAGAUAGUGCUGAUUGAGUGGGGCAACAACCCCAUCGAGCUGCUCGUCAAUGAUAAGGUUGCGCAGCUGCCUCUGUUUGUCAGUGAUGGCAAGUGGCACCACAUUUGUGUCACCUGGACGACACGGGACGGCAUGUGGGAAGCUUUCCAGGAUGGAGAGAAGCUUGGCACUGGGGAUAACCUGGCCCCCUGGCACCCCAUCAAGCCAGGGGGGGUGCUGAUCCUCGGGCAGGAGCAGGACACCGUUGGGGGCAGAUUCGAUGCCACCCAAGCAUUUGUGGGCGAGCUUAGCCAGUUCAACAUAUGGGAUCGCAUCCUUCGUGCACAGGAAAUUGUCAACCUCGCCAACUGCUCCACGAACAUGGCGGGCAACAUCAUCCCAUGGGCAGACAGCAACGUCGACGUGUUCGGGGGGGCUUCCAAGUGGCCUGGGGAGACAUGUGAGGAGCGUCUCCUUGACUUGUAGCCAGCUGCUCCUCUGUCUGGGUAGCCAGAUAGGGGUGUCCCUGUGGAAGUUCAGGGCCACUGAUCCCUACCCCUGCGUUAAACUGUGUGAAACCUCUUACCAGUGUGGGCUCAGGCCCUGAAGCCCACUCC
Otolemur garnettii (small-eared galago) is the source of this 1427-nucleotide messenger RNA. It is a transcript of the gene NPTX2, whose product is annotated as neuronal pentraxin 2. The record is from RefSeq and is a predicted model, not a curated record. Bases 1 to 1296 code for a protein of 431 amino acids. NCBI's taxonomy places the organism in Eukaryota, Metazoa, Chordata, Mammalia, Primates, Galagidae. The transcript has 5 exons.